AAAAGUCAUGAUGACUCUUCGGGUAUUGCACUUAGACAGAGUAUUUUAUAUAUCGUCCUUUUCUCUUUGUUUCUCUAUCUCUCUAUACCUACUGAAUUCUUUAACUGCUUCUGAUAUAAAGAUGAUACGAGCAGGACCAGUGGGAGGAAAUGGUAGUUCCAAUGGCGAAGUUGGAUGGGACGAGAAGGGACGCACCAUGAUCUCUCAAAUAUAUGUUUCUUUCGACGACGAACUCAUAUCAUCCGUUCAGUUUGGCUACUUGGAGAAUGGAGCUCUAGUACUGUCUGCAAAGUAUGGUGUCUCUGAGGGACACAAUUUUCGAAUUGUGAGACUGAAACAAGAUGAAUAUGUGACCGGAUUGAGUGCUGUACUAGGAUGGAAUAGAGGGAUCAAAAAUUUGACGUUUCACACUAACUGUGGGAUGCAUGGACCAAUUGGAAGAUCAGACAAUAAGUAUGGGAGUGGUUCUAAGGUAGAAAUUGAUCCGGCAAUAUGUGAUAGACGUGAGUUUGGUGGUUUCUUUGGGUCUUACAACAAAUACAAUCACUAUCUGUCAUCGAUUGGUAUCUACGUGAGUCCCAUUGCACGGCCUGACACAGUGGUUAAACGUGAAAACAUUUGA
Molecule: messenger RNA, 622 nt
Organism: Eutrema salsugineum
Lineage: Eukaryota; Viridiplantae; Streptophyta; Magnoliopsida; Brassicales; Brassicaceae
Product: jacalin-related lectin 24
Exons: 2
Coding region: 8-622 (204 amino acids)
Source: RefSeq, a predicted model, not a curated record